AACCCCUCUACAGACUAUAUAUGUCUUCUAUUCUUGGUAAUAUUGCUUCAAAGCAGACGAGCCUAAACAACAAAUAAAAAUGGGAGAUGAUGUAGCAAAAGAUUCUUCUGCUAAGAGUAUGGAUUACUCAUGGGUGCUUGCCCUCCCAGCCCCUUCUUUGUCACGGUCUGUAAGGCCUCCACAGCCUAAAGAGAAGAAACCUCGUGUCAAUGAAAAAAAGCAUGAAGAAACACAUUGGAAUACCCUGACUAUCAAUCAAGGACAGGAUAUUGGAGAGGAAGUUCUGACUUAUUUUCGGAACAGAACCAAGUCCGAAAAUUCCAAUGGCCACGCAUGGAUGGGCAAGAUCAUCUCAUCUGUUGGUUUUGUUAUGCACCCGAUAUUGAAUAGAGAAAAUUCACCAUCUUCUGAUAAGGGUUCAUAUGAUAUAACAAGUCUUAAGGGAAGUUAUAUUAUAUCUGAAGAUGGUCAAGUGCAGCAGUCUGGACCACUGACUAUAUUGUGUGCUGGUCCAAGUAAUGAUAUUAUUGGAGGUGCAGUUAUUGGCCGUCUGAUUGCAGCAGGGGAUGUCGAGGUUACGGUUACUGCUUUUCAUAUACCCAGUUAAGAUGAAGAAAUGAAGAAAAAGUUUGAAGGGUAGCAAGCACAUUUAGCUUGCUACUGAUGUUGUUUCCUAUUAUACUUUUGAAGCAAAAAUGAAUUGGCUACAUGUUCUCUUGACAUUGAUCAAGAUAGUGCAACUGAUGUAAUAAUUUAUGGAAAACCUUAAAACUUGUUUUG
This is a messenger RNA of Solanum dulcamara, 780 nucleotides long. Its product is annotated as AT-hook motif nuclear-localized protein 8-like. The record is from RefSeq and is a predicted model, not a curated record. Gene Ontology annotation, molecular function: minor groove of adenine-thymine-rich DNA binding. NCBI's taxonomy places the organism in Eukaryota, Viridiplantae, Streptophyta, Magnoliopsida, Solanales, Solanaceae. The transcript has 5 exons. The coding region runs from base 80 to 607 and encodes 175 amino acids.